This is a messenger RNA of Urocitellus parryii (Arctic ground squirrel), 1999 nucleotides long. It is a transcript of the gene Cyp1a1, whose product is annotated as cytochrome P450 family 1 subfamily A member 1. The record is from RefSeq and is a predicted model, not a curated record. NCBI's taxonomy places the organism in Eukaryota, Metazoa, Chordata, Mammalia, Rodentia, Sciuridae. Gene Ontology annotation, molecular function: iron ion binding; oxidoreductase activity, acting on paired donors, with incorporation or reduction of molecular oxygen, reduced flavin or flavoprotein as one donor, and incorporation of one atom of oxygen; heme binding. Gene Ontology annotation, biological process: hormone biosynthetic process; progesterone metabolic process.
CCUGGAGCCUUCCCUGAACCUCUUUGGGGUCUCUGCCCCACAGACCACUGUACUUGGCUCAGCACCUCCUCGGAGGCAGCAGCAGCAACCACCUGGAAGAUCCCUCCACAGAUCAUGCUUUCUGGUGGACUCCCGCUCUCUAUCUCAGCCGCAGAGCUGCUCCUGGCUGCUGCCAUCUUCUGCCUGGUAUUCUGGGUGGUCAGAGCCUCAAGGCCUCGGGUCCCCAAAGGCCUAAAGAGUCCACCAGGGCCCUGGGGCUGGCCCUUGAUAGGGCACAUGCUGACCCUGGGGAAAAACCCUCAGGUGGCUCUGGCAAAGCUCAGCCAGAAAUAUGGGGAUGUGCUGCAGAUCCGCAUUGGGACCACACCUGUGGUGGUGCUGAGUGGCCUGGACACCAUCCAUCAGGCCCUAGUGAGGCAGGGUGAUGACUUCAAGGGCCGGCCAGACCUCUACACCUUCACUUUUGUUACUGGUGGCAAGAGCAUGACCUUCAGCCCAGACUCUGGACCAGUGUGGGCUGCCCGCAGGCGCCUGGCCCAGAGUGCCCUGAAGAGUUUCUCCAUAGCCUCGGACCCCACUUCUGCAUCCUCCUGCUACUUGGAGGAGCAUGUGAGCAAGGAGGCUGAGUGCUUAAUCAGCAAGUUCCAGGAGCUGAUGGCAGAUGUUGGGCACUUUGACCCCUACAGAUAUGUAGUGGUGUCAGUUGCCAAUGUCGUCUGCGCCAUUUGCUUUGGCCAGCGCUAUGACCAUAACAACCAAGAGCUGCUUGAUCUAGUCGACCUGAAUAAUGAGUUUGGGGAGGUGGUUGCCUCUGGAUACCCAGCUGACUUCAUCCCUAUCCUCCGCUACCUGCCCAACCCUACCCUGGAUGGCUUCAAGGACCUGAAUAAGAAGUUUGAACACUUCGUUGGGAAGCUGGUCAAGGAGCACUACAGAAAAUUUGAGAAGGGUCACAUCCGGGACAUCACAGACAGCCUGAUUGAGCACUGUCAGGACAGGAAGCUGGAUGAGAAUGCCAAUAUUCAACUCUCGGAUGAGAAGAUCAUUAAUGUCGUUUUGGACAUCUUUGGAGCUGGGUUUGACACAGUCACAACUGCCAUCUCCUGGGGCUUAAUGUACCUGGUGACAAACCCUAGGAUUCAGAGAAAGAUCCAGGAGGAACUAGACACAGUGAUUGGCAGGGAACGGCGGCCCCGGCUCUCUGACAGACUCCAGCUGCCCUAUAUGGAGGCCUUUAUCCUGGAGCUCUUCCGACAUUCCUCCUUCAUCCCCUUCACCAUUCCCCACAGCACUACAAGAGACACAAAUCUGAAUGGCUUUUACAUCCCCAAGGGGCGUUGUGUCUUUGUGAACCAGUGGCAGAUCAACCAUGACCAGAAGCUGUGGGGUGACCCAUCUGUGUUCCGGCCUGAACGGUUUAUCACUUCCAGUGGCACUGUGGACAAGACACUGAGUGAGAAGGUCAUUCUCUUUGGCUUGGGCAAGCGCAAAUGCAUCGGAGAGACCAUUGCCCGCUUAGAGAUCUUUCUCUUCAUGGCUAUUCUUAUGCAGCAGCUGGAAUUCAGUGUGUCACCGGGCAUGAAGGUGGACAUGACCCCCAUCUAUGGGCUGACAGUAAAGCAUCCCCGCUGUGAGCACUUUCAGGCACAGGUGCGCUCUUGUGGACCUGAGAGCCCUGAGGCCUAGACUCUGACUGCAGGGGUCUGAGAUACCAUGCCUGGGGGCAAUCGCCUUUGUCUGCCUUAUCUCCAGACAGGAGCAAAGAGGGUCUCUUGUUUGUCAGACUCCAGUUUCUGUUCAGGAAGGGCCAAUACUUGUGUCUAAGAGGAGCAGAAAGCAGAGAAACUGUGUGGACUGUCUUGACACUAGGACCAGGACUAGAGAGAGGAGUGGUGUUUCAAUCACCUUCUCCUUGUCUCCUUUCUCUAUGUCAGAAUAAAAUAUUGUUUUUAAAAUGUUUGUAUACAGUGGCUGGGGUUUGUGGCUCAGUGGUAGAACA